Myzus persicae (green peach aphid) is the source of this 4146-nucleotide messenger RNA. Its product is annotated as T-cell leukemia homeobox protein 3-like. Gene Ontology annotation, biological process: animal organ development; regulation of transcription by RNA polymerase II. The record is from RefSeq and is a predicted model, not a curated record. Gene Ontology annotation, cellular component: nucleus. Lineage: Eukaryota; Metazoa; Arthropoda; Insecta; Hemiptera; Aphididae. Gene Ontology annotation, molecular function: RNA polymerase II cis-regulatory region sequence-specific DNA binding; DNA-binding transcription factor activity, RNA polymerase II-specific.
GCCCAUCUCGACGGGCGGCGGUGACGGCGGUCGGCGCUGCCACCGCCGUCGACGUCGUGCGCCGCCUGCCACUCGCAGUCCGUCGCGCACACCGUGUCCAACCGCGCCGCAACGCAUCGUCGCACGCACACGCAAGCGCGCUCAACGAUUUAAUAUUAUUUUAUGAUAAUAAUUAUUAUAUACUGUUAUUGGUAUACUCUCAACGUGCGGACGCGGAACAUAACGUAAAUAAGAACGAUUGUCAAAAUAUUGUAAAAUUAUCGUCACCGUCGUCGUCGUUGUCGUUUCGUGCGGAGAUUUCCUUCAUCACACUGCGCACCUCGGUCGUGGAUUCGAUGCGACGAAACGGAACCGCAACUACAGUCGUCGCCGUGGUCCCCGAAAUGCGCCGGUCGCGUUGUUAAUACCGCUUGCACACAUAACUACGGCAGGAUCACCUGUAUAAAAUAGGUACAUUCACGGAUUUAAAAACCAUCGUGAUCGCUCGUUCAUCGCGACUUUAAUAUUAUAUAUACUGUCCGUCGAGAUUUAGUGUUUGAAGUUUUUUUUUUCGCUCGUCCAAAGGCGGUCAUCUGAUCGUAAAUCGUCGCCUAGGCGCCAACAUGGUCGACGAGACCAAGUGCAGUUCGGUCGAGGACGGCACGACCACGGACGAGGAUCGGGACGUCCGCGUCGAUUCCGGCGGAUCGGACGAGGAGCUGUGCAUGGACGAAGAGGACGAGGACGAUGUGUCGUCGCCAACCUCGGCGGCGCCCGGCGCCCUGACGUUCGGCAUAUCUCGUCUGUUGGCCGGCGGCGGCGGUGGACGCGGUGCAGAUGAUCUAGCGUCCAAACGUUCGGCGUCCUGCACUGGCAUGGCCGCAGCCGCCGUGUCCGGCCCCGCAGAGGCGCUCGCCUCGCUGUACGCGGCCGGGCACCACCAUGCGGCCGUGUUCGGCCUUCACCACCACCUGCACCAACAACAACACAUGGCUGCCGCUGCGGCCGCUGCGCACCAAGCAGCCGCUGCAGCCGCCGCUGCGGCCAACAAGCCAAACGACGACAAGUCGUACCUGCAGUACUCUGGAGCAGCGGGCGUCAUCAAGGUCCCAGCACAUCGGCCGCACCCGUCCAACGGCGGCGGUGGCGCGCCAGGUCCGAUGCAGUCACCUUGGGCCGCGGCCGCGGCCAUCGACCCUGUGUCAUUCAUGCAGCGCAACGCUUUCCUGUUCGCCGCCGACAAGAACCGACUGGCAGCUGGUUGUGCUGGUGGGCUUCUGGGCACCCGACGCAUCGGACAUCCGUACCAGAACCGGACGCCACCCAAGAGGAAAAAGCCGCGCACUUCGUUCACGCGCAGUCAGAUUUCACAGCUCGAGGAGAAGUUCAACAAGCACAGAUACCUGUCAUCGGUUGACCGCGCAGCCCUAGCGAAAGCGCUCAAGAUGACCGACGCGCAGGUCAAAACGUGGUUCCAGAACAGACGCACCAAAUGGCGACGUCACAUGAUGGAGGAACGGGAAGCUCAGAGGCAGAUGGCCACGAAAAUGAUGCAGUCCAUGAUGGACGACCGAGACGGCGGCGUGCGUCUGGGAGCGCUGCAGGGCCUGCAGGCCUGGUCUCCGGCCGCCAUGUCGCCCGGCGGCGGCGGGCCCGGCGGCGUCGGCGGAUCACCGGUCGCGCCGCAACCGCCACCAGGUCACUUUGGCCUGUCGCAGCCUCCGGUCGUCGCCCAUGUGCUGAACGCACCUGUAGGGACCGCGCGCGGCGGUCUUCGUUUUUCGUCGUCGUCGUCGUCGUCGUCGUCGUCGUCGCGAUCACGUGUACUCAAAUUCCUAAGUCCUCGCGACACGCUCCGUACUGAUAUUAUUAAAUAAUAAUAAUAUUAUCGUGUUCCGCUGAGGUCUGUUGUAAUACGCCUAGGCUGCGGACUUCGUGACGCGCUACUAAUGCGUGCGUGCACCAAGUGGUCGUACCGAUAUUGAGUCGGACGAAUGCAAUUCAUAUUUUAUACGUUGAACAAUAUUUUACGUACAAGCGUGUGAUAGUAAUUUAGUCAUUUUAUCAUAAUACAUUACCUUUAUCGAAACCGUGUACAGAGAUUCGUAUUUUUAUGCCACUUGUCUGUGAUGAUUAUUGUAUUAUAUGCGUCGCACAUCGCACAAACUAUAUUAGGUACGAUAUAUAUGCGUUCGUGGCGAAUCUCGAUAUCUCGGGAAGUACAAGGAAUUUUUAAUCCUCAGAACAAAUAUCCACUGAUAAUUAUAAUAAUGUGGAAAAAUUCAAAAAUGUAAAUCGGUUUGUUUUUAAACGUUACGAAAAAAAAAUACACGUUUAAAGUUUAAAUAAACAUAAAAAAAAAUCCUUUUACUUCCAGAGAUGUGAUAAAAAAUAAUGAUCACUCUGUAUAAUAUGUACAUAUUAUUAUAUGUAUAUUGUGUUGCGUUCGAGUUGGUGUGGUGUGGAUCUUAUGUGCAGCCGUUUUGCUUCCAACGAAUCAUCUGCCAAUAAGACCCAAAAACCGUAAACCCUACGUCAUCUGAUAUGCGUAUGUAUGUAUGUAUGUAUGUGUUUUAUACGGAGUACGUGAUAGCAGGCAUAAUAUUGCAUUGUAUCAUCGCGUUGAUUCUUUUUCUAUAAUUGUUAUUGUGCAGUGCACGUCGUAUAUAGUUUAUAGUCAUCAUAGAUAAUGACGUAUAAUAAUAUAGGAGGUAUAGGUAGGUAAUAUUAUUAUCGUUCUCUUUUCGUACACACCGUGCAUACGCCAUUAUUUUAUGUACUUGUACAUUUUUAAUUUAAAUAAUAUAUUUACUGAAACCUUUAUAGCGUUAAAAUAAAACAUUUUAUCUCACAUAUUAUUAUCAUGUGUCCCCUACAUGCUAUUCAUAUUAUUAUUAUUGUAACUAUUUUUAUUAUUAGUAGUACUUGGGUAUCAUUAUUGGAUGUAUACACAAAAGUAGUGCAUCCCGAAAGUUUGGAAACCUACCAUUAGCCAUGUUGUCAGUGAAAGUGUUGGUGGUUAUAUUGUGGAAGGGGGGUGCAUGAUUGAGAUCUAGGCCAUUUUCGAAGAUGACAUAAUAAAAUACAGCUUUACAUGUAGAGGUCGGGACAUCAUAUCCUAGAGCAGUAUGGUAAGUGAUUCCGGUUGCUAUAUUUAAACAUUAUAUACAGUUAUACAGAGGGAGGGUUUAAGACUUUUGGGCUAGCUCAUUCAUACCUAUACAUAUUAUAAUCAAGUAGUAAUAGUGUUAAUACAUUUCGGAAAACCGCUGAAGGAAAAUAAAAUGAAAUCUAAUAUGGAUCAAACCAAUAAUUUUGAAUUCAAAUCACGAAACUAUAUGUGUUUAAGGGACCAACGCAGACCCUAUAUUAUGUAUCAUAAUGCUUAAGGAUUUUUUUUAUUUUAAAGCUACAAGUAUACAACUAUGAUAACUUAACAACUACAUAAAAUGUGGAUGGUUAUUUCAAACAUUCGCGAUGUACUCCGUAACCCGUAUAUAAGGGAUGGGUAGAUAAAUAUCAACCUAAUUAUUUAAAUUUAAUGUUAUUAGGAUAAUAAUUUAUUCCAAUAAUGUACUAUAACCUGUCGUGUCAGACUCGUGCGAUGAUAGUAAAAUAAUGGUAAUAAUAAUAAUAGUAGGUAUGCAUGUUUGAGUAUUUUUUUGGGAAACUGUCAAUGCAUAUAAUAUGAUAUAGUAAUAAAAUGAUUAUUAUUUUGUACAGGUAGCCGCAUGACAUUAUAUAUUAUACACAAUAUGACGCAUAAAGGUAUCACUCAUUAUUACGGUCGUAAUAUUAUUAUUAUUAUCGAUAAAGUACCUUAUAAUAUUAGUUAUUAUAUUAUUAUGUAUAUAUAUAGAUAAUAUUAUUAUUCAUGUAAAUUGUAAAUUUUUAUUUGUAAUUUGUACUCGUGCAAUGUUAGAUAUUAUAUUAUAUAGUUAUAUUAUUAUACAUAGCGAAUAAAAGUGGCAUUACGCAAAUAAGUAUAUUAUAUAUUAUGUUUCGUUUUUAAGAAGUUCUCACAAUGUAGUACUGUACAUAUAAAUAUAAAUCAUGUAUAUAGAUAAUAAAAACACACUGUAUAGAUAUAAUAGCUUAGAUACGCGAUGAAUGGACGAAAAAAAAAAAUCAACAUUUCAAUAUUGUUUAGCUAUAAUUACUCUUAAU